AUGGCGGCACUUCAAUCCAUGCUCCUCAUGGCUCUGCCGUCGGAGGUCCUUCAGAAUAUCAUCACCCGCCUCCCGGACCCCGCCACUUUUGCCAGCACCAGCAGCAGCAGCCUGCAGCUGUGCUGCAGGUUUGAAAUUGAGUGGUUCCGGGCGCAGCACCCGGUCGCGGCCCCCGGGCGGCCGUGGCAGUAUGCAGCAGUGACGUGGCGGCGGCUGCAGAAGCGGACGGCAGAGGGCAUGGCGCUGUGGAUGCUGCGCUAUGCCCAAACUCUGCAGCAGCAGCAGCAGCAGCAGCAGCAGCAGCAGCAGCAGCAGCAGCAGCAGCAGCAGCAGCAGCAGCAGCAGCAGCAGCAGCGUGGUGCAGCACCCGACAUGGGGAGCGCAGAGGCGCGCCUGCUGGUGGACAGCGACGCCGUGGGAGCGCUGCUCGCGCUGUGCGGGCCCAUGGCCCCCCUGCUGCUCCUGCCCUACGCGGCCCAGGGAGGCGUCCAGGCGCUGCUGCAGCCCCUGGCCCUGCGCCGCCUGCUGUGCCCAGCGGCCGGCUUUGACCUGGGGGCGGGUGCACGGCCCGUACCUCGGCGGGCCCAGGUCGUAGCGGCAGCGAAGUCAGCCCUGCUGGCCGACCGGUGGGUGGACGCCAUGAAAAUCUGCCGCGAAGCGCACGGCGGCUCGUCGGACGCGUUGGCAGCCAUGAUCGCAGACCUGCAGGCCUUUGCCGUCCGCCGCUGCACCCCCGACGUCGUGCGCAGCGCGCUGGCGGCCAGGCCGCGCUGCGAGCCAGACGCGCUGUUCCGCGCCUUCCGCGCGCGCGACGGCGCCGGCGACGCGGCCAUCGUCUUUGCCCUGUGCCAUAGGGAGCUCACCAGCGCUGUCUUUGCGCAGCGCCUGGAGGAUUUCCUGCUGGGCGGCAUGAGCAUGCCCAGCGCAGAGUACAAGGCAACGCUCGCGGCGGGCUGGGAGGCCGCCGCCCAGCUGUGCAUGUGGGGCGCGCCGUCGGGCCCCCGGCCGGCGAUCUGCGAGCCAGGGGUGCAGGACCAGCUGCAGCAGCUGGCGGUCGAGUUUCCCAGCCGCCGCGUCACCAGGGUCGGCGAGCUCGUCGCCGCGGCAGCGACGUGGGCGGCGGCGCUGUCGGACGCGCAGCUGCUCGUCCAGGUGCUGCGCGGCGCGGGCCUCGCGCUGGCUACGUGCGGCGCGCGCUGCCAGCUGCCGCAGGCCCUGGCCGACGCCGUCUGCCGCCUCGCGGGGAACGACGGCGCCGGGUGCGAGCUGCAGGGCACCGCAGACUGCUGGGAGAGCGGCCUCCCGCCGCUCGCGCCGGCGGCGCUGUUUACCGCUCUGGACGAGAUCUGGUCGGAGGCGCGCGGCGAGGGCAUGGCGGUGGAAGUCCUGCAGGCGGUGGUGGCGGCCCUGGACCCGCCAGGCAAGGCCGCCCCGGAGCAUGAAACCUUGUCGAUGGCCGGCCGUGCCUGGCUGGUUCCCCUCUUGGCUCGCGCCGGCCUGCAGCUGGGGGCGCAUCGCGCACAGCCCAACCCGGACGCGCUGCGGAGGCAGCUGGCGGGAUGCUGGCUCGGGUUGGGUGCGGCGGGGGGCGAGGAAGAGGCGGAGGACAUGGCUCACGCUUACUUUGCCGCCGUGCACGAGCAGUUUGGCUGGUGUGCGCAGAGCCUGCAGGGUCAGCGGCUGCAGCUGGCGGUAAUGCGUGCGGUGCGGCGUGGCACGGCGCUGGACGUGCGCAACGCGCUUGGCGAGCAAUGGGCAGUGCAGAGCCAGAGGCUGGACGAGCUGCAGGCUGCCGCGCUGCUGGAGGCGGAUGCGCAUGGCCACGCGGGGCCCGCACACAAGGCGUGGGUGGACGAGGUGUCCCGCAUGCAGGACUACGUCAGCUGCGCGGCGAGGACCGCAGCCGAGGCGGGGCGCCCCCUCCACGUGCUGGCGGUGCUCAGCAGCCGGCAGGUGCUGCACCUGGCGGGCCGCGGCGAUGUCGGGCCCCUGGACGCGCCGGGCCGGAUCGAGGGCCCGGCGAGUGACGGGGAGCUCAUGGCGUGGCUGGAGGCCGAGGGCCACCCGCGCGCGUGGGCGGGGCGCGUGAAGGACUCGGUCGCGCACCGCCUGCUGAGCCGCGCCGGCGGCGCGGACGCUUUGCGGGCGGCGGUCGGCUGGCUGGCGGUUGCGGAUUGGGAGGUUGAUUCGGAGGUUGAGUAG
Monoraphidium neglectum is the source of this 2202-nucleotide messenger RNA. RefSeq lists its product as hypothetical. The transcript has 3 exons. Gene Ontology annotation, molecular function: transcription coactivator activity. Lineage: Eukaryota; Viridiplantae; Chlorophyta; Chlorophyceae; Sphaeropleales; Selenastraceae. The coding region runs from base 1 to 2202 and encodes 733 amino acids. The record is from RefSeq and is a predicted model, not a curated record.